AUGGAGCAGACGCCAGACAAUCCGCUGCUGUCAUCAAAGCCAUCCGACUCCGGAGUGACAGUCGCCCUCCAUCCUCUCGUUCUCCUCACAGCAUCCGAUCAGAUCACACGAAGUCGAGUACGAGGAGACAAGCAGCCAGUCGUGGGAGUCCUGCUUGGCCAACAGCGUGGUCGCGAGAUCACCGUCGAACAUGCCUUUGCUGCUGCGCUUGCUCCGGACAACGCUGGCUUCGACGGCGAAUGGCUCGAUACAAGAGUGACACAAUAUCGCGACGUACAUAAGGCGCCUGCUCUCGAUGUCGUCGGCUGGUUCGCCCUAGCACCCGAGAGCGGUCCUCUUCCCGAACUCGUACCUUUCCAGCGACACAUCACAUCAGUCUACAAUGACUCGGCUGUAUUCCUCGCCAUCCACCCAACCGCAUUCCAACAGUCAAGCUCAACAGAUCGGACCCUGCCUCUGACAGUCUACGAGAGCAUCCAGGAGUCAGAAAAUGCCAAAGACGAGAGCUCCAUGCAAGUCGACGGCGAUGACAGUUCAGGUCUCUUGUUCCGCACCAUUCCAUUCACGGUCGAAACGGACGAAGCCGAGAUGAUCGCCAUCAACUUCGUCUCCAAAGGCGCCGGAAGCGCAGCUUCCAUCACCGAUGCCACGAGCGCCUCCAAAUCAGACCCCGCCGCAGAAGACAAGAAAGGCAAGAAACGUGCCACCCGCAGCGAUACCGCAACAAAACCCACUUCCCAAUCCACUCUACAAUCCGCUCUCACAUCAGAAGAACAAGACCAAAUCGCCACACUCACUACCCGCCUAAACAGCGUCAAGAUGCUGCAAUCGCGCCUCUCACUACUCAACACCUUCGUCCGCGAUCUGCCGCCCUCUUACCUCUCCGACCCCACCCUCCCGAUCACGCCAGAAUCACCCUCACCAGACUCCCUCCCGCACCUCCGCAACCUGCAAUCUCUCCUCACCACCUUAUCUCUCCUCACACCAUCUUCGACUUCCACUGAGACCACUACCGAGACCGCCAACAGCGCUCAGCAGGACGCCCGUAGUGCCCAACGCAACGACGUCCUCCUAUCACAACUCCUCAACUCCCUCACCAAGGACGUCCAGGGUCUCCAGGAGCUCGGACGGACCUUCCAGGUCGUGGAGAGCGGGCGUGCAACCAGCAAGCGCAACAAGGGCCAGAGUGGGUCAUUCAUGGACGACAUGUUACACGAUCCCAUGAGUGUGCGUUAG
Cyphellophora attinorum is the source of this 1236-nucleotide messenger RNA. Its product is annotated as COP9 signalosome complex subunit 6. Lineage: Eukaryota; Fungi; Ascomycota; Eurotiomycetes; Chaetothyriales; Cyphellophoraceae. Gene Ontology annotation, biological process: protein deneddylation. The coding region runs from base 1 to 1236 and encodes 411 amino acids. Gene Ontology annotation, molecular function: metallopeptidase activity; protein binding. Gene Ontology annotation, cellular component: COP9 signalosome. The transcript has 2 exons. The record is from RefSeq and is a predicted model, not a curated record.